AUGCGAACUUCUCUCCUCUGGCGACUUCAAAUGGCUAGCCGCCCGUUCUCAUUGGAGCGCAUCUUUGUCAUCAAUCUUGACCGCCGCCCUGAUCGGUGGACAGCAAUACAAGCAGUAUGUGCUCGUGCCGGUUUCCCAGCAGAGCGAACGGAGCGCGUUCCCGCCGUUGAAGGCUCUCGUCUCGAUGUGAACGCUGUGCACCGCUGCCGGUUUGUCUCUGCGCUGGGUCUGCGGCGACUGAAGGAGCCCCCGGAACACCACAUAUGGGGCAUGGACUUGAACAAGGCGGCGCUCGGGUGUGCGCUGAGUCACAUACACCUUUGGGCACGCAUUGCCGCUCUGGGUAAGGUGAGCAACGUUUCCGCGGAGGCGCCUGCGGCAGCGCUGCCCAAGCAAUGCUUUCUUGUGCUGGAAGAUGACUCGACAUUAGCGGAGAGCGACGACAGCGGCAGCAGCUCGCCCGCCGCAUCACCGUCGCAUCCGUUUCUCAACCAGCUUCAGCGCCGAAUGAAUAGUGUGCCGCCGGACUGGGAGCUUGUCUACGUGAGUGGCCUCGACACAGCAAGACAGUGCCCACACAUGCAGGUAGCCAAGGGCGUGGCGCGCGUCCCGCAGUACCAUCGAACGACGAACGCAUACCUGGUCACUCCGCAAGGCGCACGCCGGCUGCUCGCCACCUGUGUUCCCCUCACAUUCCAGCUCGACACUGUAAUGACAAUGAACGUGGGCUACCCCCCGGGUGUGGUCGGUGUCGCGGGUGCACAGACGCUGCCACACGUGCUUGAUCCGGUCUGCUACACUCUCCAACCGCCCCUCAUGCAGCAGGCCGCACAGCUUGGCACCGACAUCCAGCACUGA
Leishmania mexicana MHOM/GT/2001/U1103 is the source of this 858-nucleotide messenger RNA. RefSeq names its product glycosyl transferase-like protein. The record is from RefSeq and is a predicted model, not a curated record. The transcript has a single exon. Bases 1 to 858 code for a protein of 285 amino acids. Lineage: Eukaryota; Euglenozoa; Kinetoplastea; Trypanosomatida; Trypanosomatidae.